ACCUGUCAAAUUUGUAUUGAAUAUCGUUUCAAGUUUGGUGUGAAAAUGCUGAACAUGUUUCUGUUUAUGAAAGUGCCUACCUUCAUAGCCCCCAUGGCCUGCCAGACCCCAACAGAUAAGGAAAAGGCCAGUUUCUGUCUUCAGCUGUUAGUAGAUAGGGAUGGCAACAUCUUCUAGCUUCAGAAACCCUGUUUGAAGUUCACUUGAAGAAAUGAGUGAAACAAAUCUGGUGGUGACUCUUUGUUUUUGGUAGAAUGAUAGUUGCACGUUACUGUUUGUGAAAUGAGUACGUAGGUUAAGAAAAGUAUUUCACCUUACAGUAAAAAAAUAAUUCAUUUUACUAGUGGUUUUGCUUGCAUUCUCCUUUCAGUUUCCUGUUUUAACUCAUUCAUAAGACAUGCUUGUCUGCUGUACAGGUUGAGAUGGCUACUGAUGGCCUGAAUUCUUCUCUUAUAUCUUUUUAUAUUGAAUGGUUGAGUUCCAUGAGGCAUAUAAAGCUUGCUACAAAACAAUAGUGUUUGAACUGGAAGUGAAAAACAGCUCAUGCCAUCUAGCACCUGAGUGAAAAUAUGAGUUCUCAUGUUGAACUUUCUUUGUCCUUUACUUUUGCUCUGAAUGAGCACAAUUUUUGUGUGAAAUUUGGAGGAUUGAAUCUGUCAGUUGGGUAGAAACGUUUUUUUCCUUGAAAGAUUUGCAACCUAAUCAAUGAAUAAUAUCCGAUUUUUUUUUUUCUUUUGUGGUUCUUUUAAGAUACCUAAGGUUUUUUUCACUUCUGGUUGAAGAGUAUAUUCUAAGUGACCUUAGCAAGAUCUAUGUAAAUAAAAAUACUGUUAUAGUGUAUACUGGCUUAAAACUUUAAAGCAAGGUAAUUUCAUGCUUAGAAUGAAAAGAAGGUGGCUGUGUGGGCGUGUAUGUUUAUAUGCCUGAGAAAAUGUAAAUGUGGAAGCAUCACUCCUCAAAAGAAGUGUGACUUUCGGUAUCGUAGGUCUGAUUAUGAUAUUUCAAUCUUGCUUUGUUAUGUGUGCAUAUAUGAAAGUGAUUAGUUAAGUUUCCACUGGCAAACUCUUGCUGUUCUCCUGCAGAAAUUGGGGUGGGUGCACAGGCCACUUGAUCACUUCUUGUUGCUGUUGUUCAGUUUUCUCUAUUUGCAACUACUACUUGACCCAGAACUGGGUUGAACCUAUACACAGUUCAUAUGAGUUUGUUUCAGGCUAAUGUUUUUGUUAAAUAUAUAUCAAUGGAGUCAGCAGAAGGAAAUUAAUUUCCCUUUUUGUAUGUGAAUUGUUUCAGGAAUUGUCUAUAUCAUCUGUUUCAUGGAAAUGUGUGAAGCUCUAGCAGUAGAAUUGGUUUUUGGAAGGAGAGGGUGGUUUUGGACUAGCAGCAGACGUUUUUGGCUGGAGGAAUAGCAACUUGAAACUUCACUUACUGAAGAAACCUGUUCACAAUUUUGUCUGUUUUUUUUUUUUUUUUCCCCAGCGUUCCUGAAAUAAACUUCCUGCAAUUCUUUGCAGUGUGCAGGUGUCCAGACUCCCCUUUACUCAUGGUCGCCUGUGAAACCCGUCAGGCAACUGAAGGCUGUACCUAAAAUUCUGCUGGCAGUGCAGCACACUGCAGUGGCCUUGAUAUAGUUACGGUGGACACCUUGUGCAGCCACAGCUGUAGCAUCCCCUCGUAGUCCGAACAACUGAGUAUUGCGGUCCAGGAGUCUACACGUGUGGAGGACUGCCUGGAAUAGAAAAAGGAAAGCUGCAGAGAUUGUAAGCUGCUGCUUGAUCCGUGUGGCUGUUGUGCCGAGGAACAUCAAAACUUUGCUGGAUGGAUCCGACAGCUCGUUGCAAAGUAGAGGGUCAGUCUUGCUGGUUAUUUGCAGUUAUUAACCUUAGUGGAUUUUAAAUUUUUUUGUUUCCUUUGUUUUUAUAUUUUUCUCUGUAUGCCUAAGAGGAUUGUGGCCUUGCAAGCAGAAUGCUCAUGUUCAGGAAACUUAAGGCUGUUUCUGCUGAAGGGCUUUGAAGAUCAGCAGGCAUUUCCUCCAGGGUUUACAGCAUUGUUGAAGGAAACAUUCCCUGCAGAAGUCUUCAGGCCUAUCCGCCCGACUUUGGUCAUUUCUUACCUCACCAGCACGUGGAUUAUGCUGUUUGCAGACUGUCUAAGCUGCAUGAUGACCUUCGUGGAUUCCUCAUGAGCUUUUACAAGGCCAGGCCAGUGUACUUUGUAAAAUCCUUUAGAAAUGCCUGCUAGGCUUUUAAAGUCCCAGAGCAUAGACUAUACUACAAGAAACUCGGAAGGUCAGCCACUGGAUAUGGUUGUGGAUGAAGGGGGAUUUGUGUAUGUGUGUGUAUGCAGUUCUUGUUUUGAAAAUACAUAUUUUUUCAGGUCAGAUAGAGAUAUAUUGUUCCUGAGAAGGCUUCAUGUACUCUCUGAUAAAGCUGAGGGACUUCUGAAUUCCAUAAGAAAUUGAUGAACAAGAUCCUUAUGUCCUUUCUUUGCAUGUGUGUUGCAGUUUAUGAAAAUGAACAGAUGCUGUUUCAUUUUGUCAGUGUGCUGGAAGCACCUCCCACAGGUUACUUGCACUGUGUGUACUUCAAAAUAGAAAGAAAACUCAUACUGAAGAGUACCACUGGCAAGUAGCUCUGCUGUUUAAAAUUUUCCAAGUGGCUUUCCUGUGCAGUUCUCAACUUGGAGAGGCUUGCCAGCACUAUCUAUUGCUGUAAUUAAUUUACCUAACUAAACCAAGAAAGAAACUUUGUCUUUCCAAAUUUAGAGCUCUGCAAACAAGCCCAAAGGCUACUGGCCAGCUGGUCUAAGCCAGUGGGUGUGCUCACAAAACUCGUGGCACCUUGUUCAUAGGUGGUGGGAGAGAGCUAUUUUUCUGAAGGCUGGAUUUCGUCUUCUUCUGGACGAAGCAAUAUACCUCAGUUUGAGUGAUCUUUGGUACUUUAGCAUCAGUGGCAAAUACAUAUGUCAAAUAACCUCCAGUAAAAUUAAAACUGCUAGUUUGUAUCUUUGAACUCUGGUUCACAAUACCAGAAGAAUGUCAACUGAUGGUUGUCUAUGCUUAGUAUUACAUGGAGAUUAUGUAGUUGGUUUAUAUCUGUUCCUGGUCCUUAGCCACUGUAGAUGUUGGUUGAGUUGAGAUCUGCUUGUGCCUCUUAUGGUGGGGGGGCAGAUGUUGGCUUUGGCUUGUGGGCCUACACACUCAGCUUGGCAUGGAGAUACAAGCUUAGAAGGAGUGCUACCAGUUACCUUGCUCAUGAAAAAGCUGUGUAGGCCUUAGGGUAUUGCAGUUGGAGGCUGACAUUACAAGUGCCUCCUAGGGUGGAUGGGAGAGGGAGGGCUCUAUAGCAUGCUUCUGAGUCUCUUUGCUCCAGCAUCUCUGUCUCUCUCUCUCUCUCCUCCCUGUGGCCUGUGCUCUCCCCUCUGGAAAUCUCAAGCUAAAACUCCCUAAUUUAAAAAUCUAUUUUGGGGGAAGGGGGUAGGGAUAUGAUUUGUAUUUCUAAACUCUAAAUUAUCUUGGUUAUAGAUUGUUGUUGUUGUUGUUUGGAGGAUGUGAUAAGGGGAAUAGUUUGUGUGCUGACCAGAAGCAGAAUACAGGAAGAUAUGAUGUUAACAAGGUGGGAGAGAAAAGGAGGUGUUUGUUUAGAAAAAGCCUAGUCACUAAAGCCUGUGGGGCAGAGGAACCCUGCUGAUAACACAGAUGAAACAGUCUGCCUUUUCCUAACUUUAGAGGAGUGGAGCUUUGUAAUAAAUGGCUGCCAUGUGGCAGCUGUCUCCCAGCUUCGUGAGCCUGGCAGUAGUUAAUCCUGUCAGCAAGUCAUGCUCCCUGGAAAAGAGCAGUGAGAAGAGCUUCAAACUCUUGAAUCAUUCUAUCUGCAAAAUAUUUGCAUGUUGAAUGUCUUUCUGCUUAAAACAAGUUUGGUAAUUUGAUGUAGGUUUCCAUCUUUAAGUAACAUUAAAGUGCAGCUGUGUUGGCUUUUAAAUAAAAUGUUAGAAACGUGUUGAGAUAUUGCAAUUCUUUUCUCUCUUUAAAAAAGUAAUUUUCGUUUUGGAAGGUAUAUGUUCCAGAGUACAAAAUGUGCUGUGUAGAGAAGAGACACUGUGUUGCUAUCCCUGUAUGUUAAAAAAUUACAGGUUGAGCAUUUGAGAUCAUGGUUAUCCUUAAAAGCUUGAGGCUUUAAAAUUAAUCUGUUCACUUCAGUUUGCUUUUUGUAUUUUGCUGAGCAUAUAAAGUGUUUGUCCUUUUUCCAAAAGUCAAAAAACUAGAAUUUUGACUUAAAAAAUAUGAGAUUUUGUGAAAUAAUGUAGCACUCUGAGAUUUUACAGGCUCAUGAUAAAAUCUUGAUGGUUGACAAUACUGCCACCAGGAAAUGGGUUUAAAUCCCUGUAAUUUCUACUUUUUCUUUUCUCAUUUUGCUGUGUUAUUUUGUGAAGCACAAAAUAUUUUGGAAAGCUACCUGGUACAGUGCUCCAAGCAGAGAGUGCGCUGGCAUCUCCUGCAAAGACAGCAUGCUUGGGCUGCAAAGGAUGAGUUGGGAGCUCUGCAAAAAGCAAGCUGAUGUUCUCUGUCUUGGGCUUGCCUGUGUUUGCUAGCAUAUGGAUGCAGUUAGAGUGGUGAAACACCAUGUGGGACAUAGCUACUCCAAGAGGAGUUUUUUCCUGGAGUUUUUUCUAGCUUAUCCUAUUUUCAGAAUGAUUUUUGUAAAAUUGCCUGUGCAUUCAGUUCCUCUGUGAAACUCUUCAGAUGCUCAUCUUGGAGGAAGAGAAUUGUAACCAGAGCACCACACAAGAAGCAGGGCACUAGCACAGGAGAUUUUCUGUAUCUUCCUCAAUAUGAUUCAUCCUGCCUCUGUAAUCCCUGCUGAACCCGUCCUGCACACACACGCAGCUCUGGCUACAUGUGAAGAGCAAGUGUGAGGGGGUGAAUUGUUUGCUUGUUUCCCUCUCCAGAGAUUUGCUUUAAACCUUCACCUCGAGUGCUGGCUCUGAAGCUGCCCUUGGCUGAGCUGCUGGCCAUCAGGGUGAGGGACAGAGAUGGGGACAGGGAUAGGCCCUCCUUCCCUCCCUCCCCACCUCUCUCCCUCCCUCUCUCCCUCCCUCCCUCCCCAACAGCUGCAGGCACCAAUUGCCAGGGAGCAGCCCGGCCGCAUGGUUUCGUGGCUUUCUUCCUCUUGUUACUAAUGUGCCUCCUUGUUUCCGUGAUGCUGUGCAGAGGAACAAGCAGACGGAUUGUCUCUUCCCAGGGUGGGUGCCCAGGCAUCUGCACAGCCAGUUGGUAUGGCACAGGAGCCCCUGUUUUUUCAGUGACACCAGGGGCUAUUGAUGGCAGGCUGGGGCUGUGCUGCUGCUGCUGCACAGAUGCUUGCUCUUGGCCCACCUUAAAAGGACAAGAUAUCCCGUGGUUUAGACUGGCCAUAUAUUGUCAGGGAUGUCAGCAUCUCCGUCACAGCUACCCAGCUGAGCCCGGUGUCCCACUUCACCCGCCCUGCGUGCCUGCAGCCUCUCCUCAGUCAGAGCUGAAGGGUGCUGUAACUUGGAGCAUUUGAAGGGGAGGUCUCUUUUCUUUUCUGUUACUCAGAAAUGUUUUCCAUCUGGCUCUCCCUAGUGCAAUGCAUCUAGCUCAUCCAUUGGGCUCUCAGACAAAUAUCUCAUGCCCUCAGCAUAGUACUUGCUUAGGUACAUAGGUGAUGGGACAUUAACCUAUAGCUCCCCCCACAUCCCCUCCAGGGUUUUAACUCAAGUGGGUUUGUCAGGGCAACGUGAAAAUGAAAAAAACCCCCAAGCAACAAACUCACUAAGCUAUAUUUUGAUUGUUUCCUCAUUUUGCAAUCCUUCACCCCCUCUUCCUUGUCUGAGAUGGCAGCAGCAGCAGGAGAUGAGGUUUUGUCUCCCAGGGCUGUGCUUCACCAGGAUUGCUGGGGCUCCCCUUGGACAGGUGCAUCUCCCUUUCCUCGGCCUGUUGGGCGUGCAGGCACACACAGUGGGGUAGGCCAUUGGUCCUUGCUUCAUCUUCCCCCUGUGCCCCUCUGCUCUCUUGCCUCAUCCUGGGCUCCUUCGGGGCAUGUGGGCAAUGGUUUUGGCAGGCAGUGUGAUGCCACUCGCCUGACCUGUCCUGCCUUUGCAAAAUACUUGCAUCCCGCCUUCAGGGCCCACUCCCUCCAGUCUCUGGCUCUACUCUGGACUCCCACCCUCCGCCACACUAUGUUCCAAGCCUGUCCCCUUGCCCAGUGGGAUGUAAGCCAGCCCUGGCCCAAGUGAGAGAUGCAGCAACCGGACUAGGGAAGACUGAUAGUGUGGGGAGAGACCCCGGGCCACGUCCCAAGGAGUGCUGCCCUGUUGCAGCCAGUGCCAGCCCAGGGGAGACGUGAAGGGACUUUCUCGGGUCGCCACUUCAUCUAAGGCAAAUAAACGGGAGUUAAAGCCAAGAAUCACAUUGACUUCCUGGAACUCUGCAAGCCGUCCGCACAGCUGUCCCCACUCCCCGAACACAUGCAAAGCAGAGCUUAUAAGGACAGACAGUGUUGCUUUUGUGUCCUUCCUCAGCCAGUGGGGGAGGGCGCAGGGGAGGAGAUGUGCUGGGUAAAGCCCAAGGCGUGUCUUGUUCCGUGUUCCCCCUGCGUUGUUGUGAUUCCCAGUGACUAGGGGAAGCCAGACUCCUUCCCACUGGCCUCCUCACAGCUGUGCAGGCAGGCAAGGAUGAGGAUGGAGGGGUGUUUGCAGUUGUCAACAUGGGAAGGAAUGGACGGAGGUCCUCUUAGAGCCACUUGUUUUACUCUCCUGUUGUCCUGACUUUAUUUUGUUGCCUAAAUGUGGUGUUCACGGUCCCAAGUUUGUUAAGCUGUCUUCAAAUCUUAAUAUCCUUUUUGCUUGAGCGAGCUCUUGAAGCUAACUGCAGUUUUGUGACAAAGGCUUCCUGGAGGACCAGGUACUCACCAACAAGCUGAUACAAACAGCAGAGACGAGGAGCAGCCCACAGAUACCUCUUUGGUCAGGGGAAAUAAUGCUAAGGUAUUAGAAAAGUCUCAAAAUUCAUCAGCAGCUGCUGAUCUAAAUGCAGCCAUAGGUUACUGCAGUUCUUGCAGUGCUGUGUGUUCUGUGUGGCACUGCUGUCCCCGAAAAGGGCAGCGCUGGUCAGGAACUCAGAUCAAACUCUAUGAGGAGAUUACCAAGUGCGCUGGGCUUUCCUGUUGGGAGCCGGGGGGCUGUCAGGUUUCGCUUUCGCUCGUGUUGCCGGAGCAGCUUUUGCCUGAGUUCUCUUUUCUAGCCUAGCACAACCACAGGCUCCUGUGUGAGGGCUGUUUCCACAGCACACAGCUCUUGCGAAAGGUGCAAACAUGGCUUCACUCUCCAAGUUAGCAAAUGGAGCACAGGGCCAAGAGGAUGGGCAUGAAUUCAUUUUGUAUUAAGGCUGUGUGGUGGCUGUGCACAUUGCUGUAAACCAGUUAGACCAUAAAGGUGAAUUUCACCCAGGAAACCCCUGCUUUGCCCAUAAGGUGUCUCAUUGUUGUAUUAGUACAACUUCCUUGUUUUCAGUGUAUUGCACCAAUGUAAUGCCAGAGUAUCAUGGUGAUUCAGAGUUGUUCACUAAAGGCAUCAGCUAAGUUCAAAUUCUGGCAUGCUUUAUGGAGAGAAGCUUCUGGUCAUCUGAGCCAAAGUCUUGAAGAGCAUUACUAGCCAUAAGUUACCACAAAGGGACUUUCAAAAGAUACAUAAAAACUAAGUGCACACAUGUAUCCCAUCAUGCUUGCAAGGAAAUAAAACAGGAGGAGAAAAUAUGUUUGAAUAUUUAAAAUUUAGCCUAACUGUUAGGUGUUAUAGCAACAGCAUGCAAAAUAGUCUGGAAAUACAGGGAUCAUCUUGUUCUUGUUUAGUGCUUCUUCCCCUGUCCCACUCCCACCAGAAGAUCGUGCAUAACUUGGUUUUAAGGCAUGUCCAUGAGCAUUUGGUUCACUUGUUUAUUCCAUGUCUGGGUGUAUCUGUCUAUGUGCAAGUUAGACAUAAGGAUAUUGUGGACUCACAGGGUUAUUUCGAGAGACAAUGUAUUAUACCUGCAUUAACACAGGCACAGUGAUUCUUUCACUAAUAGCUGAGAGAGUUUAUAGAAAGGGAAGAGUUUGUCUUUUUUGGUGCUCAGAUAUUACCCUUCAGUAGAUUUUACUCCUUUUGGUUGUUGUUCUUGUGUUUGGUUUUGUUUGUUGUUUUGGUUUUUUUUUUGUAGAGGAAAAUGUUACUUAGAGGUGCAAGUUCAAAAGUUUUGGGGUAGCAUUCUUAGUUUUUACUGUUAAGUGAAAAAGCGGCCACUAGAUACUCCCAUGCCACUCUGUUUCUGUGCUUGUCUUCCUUUCCCUGUGGGCUGCUCUAUACUGGUGCUCCAGCAGUGAUGAUGGUGAGGUGACACACCCAGUUGUAAUUUUCUAGUGCUGGAGUGCAGAGCCAGCACCAACAUUUCAGUAGCAAGGGCAGAGUUGGUAUUAAAAAAGGUCAUUUGGGAAAACUUUGUUCAUUUGGUUUUCUUUUGCCUUGAGGCAGUGCUUUGAAUAGUGUUAACCCUUUUUUUCUUCCCACACGAUGCCUUUUCACCCUAUUUCCUUCCUGCCAGCUUUGAUGGAAAGUUAUGUUCAAAAGGUAGUGCGGGUGAUAGUGUGCAUCUCUGUUGGGGUGGGAGUGACCAUUUGUGCUUGGGAAUGUUGCCUUGUGCUCUGUGUAGAAGCCUAGUGGGAGACCAGUGCAUCAGAAGCAGUCUGGAGUGCAGUGUAGCGAUUCUUAGGUAUUAUAAUCUCAAGGGUAAAGAGUAAACUUUGUUUAUUCAAAUGUGAUAUCUCUCUUUGAAGUUCUCUUCUUGUCUAAAUUUGUAUACUAGCAGGUCUGGCCUUCAUUUAAAUGAUCCUUGGGUUUUUUUCGUGCCACUUAGAAAAAAACAGUGGGAAAGCCUUGACUAAGUUAAUAGUGUUGCUAAGAUGGAAAUGAUGAAGAAGGCUCAGGAUUCCUGUUUGGACCUCAUGGGAAAAAAUGUGCUAGAGGGUGCUGCUGAAGAAGAGGCUGAAGAGCCAGACGCAACUCUACAUACUACACUAAGUGAAGAGACCAGCACCCCAGAAGAGAGCCACAGUCAAUCAGGGGAGAAAGAUGAAGAGAAGCAGCUGGAAAGCUUAAACAGCUAUAAGGCAUCACCAAGUUCACCAAACAGUUUGGACGGAGCAGACUUGUCCUCCAUUGACGCCAUGAUGUCAGCAGUGAUGAAUGUGGGGAAGAUUGCUGAAAAUGGCGGGAAUUCUCAAAAUGUCAAAUCCCCUUCAAAGUCUCCUGCACCAAAUCGGAUUGGCAGGAGGAACCAGGAAACAAAAGAAGAGAAGUCUUCCUAUACCUGUCCUCUGUGUGAAAAGAUUUGCACUACACAGCACCAGCUAACUAUGCACAUUCGUCAGCAUAACACUGACACUGGAGGGACAGACCAUUCCUGCAGCAUCUGUGGAAAGUCUCUGAGCUCAGCGAGCUCCCUUGAUCGCCACAUGCUGGUGCACUCAGGUGAAAGGCCUUAUAAAUGUUCAGUAUGUGGACAGUCCUUCACCACCAAUGGAAACAUGCACAGGCACAUGAAGAUUCAUGAGAAGGAUCCAAACAGCACAGCGAGCACCACUCCCCCCUCGCCGCUGAAGCGCAGGCGAUUGUCUUCGAAACGGAAGUUCAGUCACGAUGCUGAGCUGGACAGAGAGGAGAGGACACCUGCAAAAAAGGUUCUCGAGGAUGGCCAUUCUGGUGAAGGGGAUAAGAGGGCUGACGAUGAAGUUUAUCAUUGUCCAGUGUGUUUCAAAGACUUUUUUUGCAAGUAUGGGCUGGAGUCCCACAUGGAGACACAUCCAGAUAAUUCAUUGAGGUGCGACAUCUGUUGUAUUACCUUUCGUACUCAUCGGGGCUUACUGCGCCAUAAUGCAGUUAUCCACAAGCAGCUUCCCAGAGAUCCCAUGGGAAAGCCUUUCAUUCAGAACAACCCUUCAAUUCCAGCAGGCUUCCAUGACUUGGGAUUCACGGACUUCUCCUGUAGGAAGUUCCCCCGCAUUUCUCAGGUCUGGUGUGAAACAAAUUUGCGAAGGUGCAUCAGUGACUUCCAUCGAUUUAUUUGCGAGAUGUGUAACAAGGCAUUCCCCAUGCUUUCUGCACUCAAACUGCACACAGAAACUCACGUGGUGGAUCAGGGAAAAGACAAGCACAAGCCCCAGUCCAUGACCCCACCCAGUGAGAAUCCAGACCAGAAAGCCUUCAUGGCAUCCUUGGGCCUACAGUACACCAAAGACAUCAAGCCUGUCAAGCAGGAGGACAGUACACAAGACGAGGUCCAAGAAAUGCGGCUCAGAGCACUGAAGAGUAACCUACCUCAGGAACCUGGCAGCACCAGUCUGCUCAGCCUCUCUCCUCUGGAAGCUGCCUCCAUGGGAGGGUCAUUUUCAGUCCUUCCCCCUACAAAAGAAAACAUAAAGCUUCUCUCGCUGCAGCCUUUCCAGAAGGGUUUUAUUAUCCAGCCUGACAGCAGUAUUGUGGUGAAACCCAUCUCCAAUGAGUCUGCCAUUGAGCUGGCAGACAUUCAGCAGAUCUUGAAGAUGGCUUCUUCUGCUCCUCCUCAAAUUAGUCUUCCUCCACUUUCUAAGGCACCUUCUGUCCCUGUGCAGUCAAUUUUCAAGCAUAUGCCACCACUGAAGCCAAAGCCUUUGGUAACGCCCCGAACAGUUGUCGCAACCUCUACACCUCCUCCUCUUAUCAGUGCCCAGCAAGCCUCCCCUGGCUGCAUCAGCCCAAGUCUCCCACCUCCCCCUCUGAGGCUGAUCAAGAACUCAGUGGAGUCUGCCUCCAACUCUCAUCUCUCCCAGCCAGGAGCCAAAUCAAGUCCUUCUUCACAGUUGCUCCUCCAACCCAAAGUAGAGCCUUUAACUCAGCAUGAGAUGAAGACACAGCUGGAGCAGGACAGCAUCAUUGAAGCUCUCCUGCCUCUAAGUAUGGAAGCCAAGAUUAAGCAAGAAGUCACGGAAGGAGACCUCAAAGCCAUCAUCGCAGGGGCAGCGAACAAGAAGACGCCAACCAUGAGGAAAGUUUUGUACCCCUGCCGUUUCUGUGACCAGGUGUUUGCCUUCUCUGGUGUCCUGAGAGCUCACAUCCGUUCUCACUUGGGUAUCUCUCCAUAUCAGUGCAACAUCUGUGACUACAUUGCGGCUGACAAGGCAGCACUGAUCCGGCACCUGCGGACGCACAGUGGGGAGAGGCCUUACAUCUGUAAAAUCUGCCACUAUCCGUUCACAGUGAAGGCCAAUUGUGAGAGGCACCUGCGAAAGAAGCACCUCAAAACAACCAGGAAGGAUAUCGAGAAGAACAUUGAGUAUGUCACCAGCAAUGCUGCAGAGAUGGUGGAUGCCUUCUGCUCCCCAGACACGGUGUGCAAGCUGUGUGGAGAGGACCUGAAGCACUACCGGGCCCUCCGCAUUCACAUGAGGACACACAGCGGCUGCCAGAAGAAGAAGCCAUUUGAGUGCAAGGAGUGUGGCACGGCCUUUUCGGCCAAGAGGAAUUGCAUUCACCACAUCCUCAAGCAGCACUUGCAUGUGCAAGAAAAGGAGAUUGAGAAUUACAUCUUAAUGGUGGACUGCAGUGCCCAGGAAAGCCAGACAGACCCUUCUUUAUUGGAGGACAGCACUUACAUGGACCACAAGCCCAUGACGCCUUUCCUGGAGCCACAGAAUGGCUUCUUGCUGGGAACAUCAUCUCACGUUUCCAUCAAACGUGAACCUGUGGGCAACUUCCCCAUGGAUUUUGAUGAGCCGUUGGAUUUCUCUCAGAAGAGCAAAAGCCUGAGUGCUGUGCAGGUGAAGCAGGAGAACUUGUUUGGUUCAUCUCUGUCCCUUUAUGACUGUUCCAUGGAGCCUAUUGACCUGUCCAUCCCCAAAAUCCUGAAGAAGGAUAAAGAUGAUGCCCCCUGUGAAGCCAGGAAUCAAGAGCUGGCUGCUUCUGGGAACAGUGAUAAAGCCUAUAACUGUCUGCAGUGUCCUUUGGUUUUUGGUGCCAAUGGGAACUCGGAAACAAACCGGGGUGUCAGACAUCCCCAGCCACUGAAAGGUUCGUUGCAUUUGACUGUCCCGAUCAUUUCCCCGGCUCUCGCUGGCAAUUCUGCCUUGCUGAGACCCCUGAGGCCUAAACCACCACCACCACCUCUCUUGCCAAAGCCUUCAGUAACUAAAGAGCUGCCACCAUUGGCUUCCAUUGCACAGAUCAUUUCAUCUGUGUCUUCUGCUCCCACUUUGCUGAAAACAGAGGCUGCAGACGCCGGUCCCAAGGCAGUGAGCAGCUCCACUGGGUGUGACAAAUCAGGGAAUGCCAAAGCUAAAGUGACAAUCGUGAGCACCGUUCAGAGAGACUCCAGCCUGCCCAGUGACCUGUCUCAGGCUUGUGAUCCAGAGCAGUCUCCCAUCGCUGAUACUGGGUUGACUAAGAAAAGAGGUAGAAAGAAAGGAACAAAAAAUAAGCCUAAACUUAGCAAUAGUGUGGAUCUGGAGUCAAGUGGGGAAUUUGCCAGCAUAGAGAAGAUGUUGGCUACCACAGACACUAACAAAUUUAGCCCAUUUCUGCAGUCCACUGACAAUUUCAAGGAAGAAAGUGGCAGAAAUGGAACAAGUGAGGAUGAGAAGGAAGCUGCCAAGGAUAAGCUGCUGAGAGGGAAGAGGAACACGUACUCAGACUGCCUGCAAAAUAUCCCCUGUCCUUACUGUCCUCAAGUCUUUCCAUGGGCACAUGCCCUGCAGCGGCACAUGCUCACUCACACAGAGAACCAGGUGGAUGCAGAGACACUAGCUGCAGGAAACAAAGUCUUGAACCUGAGCUACAGCGAGAAGGAGCAGUCAGAGGAAAUGACAGAGCUACCAGAGAGUGAGCGCGGCCCCAAGGAGGAGCAGAAGGCUGACUCGCUUCUGGCAGAAGAGGAUGCUGAAGAAAAAGUGGAUGGAUAUGAAGAGGGCCCUGAGGAAGAUUCUGUAAGUAACAAAAGUCUUGACCUCAAUUUUGCCAGCAAAUUAAUGGACUUCAAGCUGGCAGAGAGUGACCAGAGUGCAGGCAGCAGUUCUCAGACUGAAAGGAAACAUGCCUGUGACAUUUGUGGCAAAACCUUCAAGUUUGCUGGCACUCUUAGCCGUCACAAAAAGGCCCACAUUCGUGAGGACAGAAAGGAUGAAAGGAGCAGUGAGGAUGAAAGCAAAAGCAUUCAGGAUGAUGCAGGAGCUCCCUCGAUGCAGGACUCUGGUCUUGAGCAGGAAGAGUCUCCGUUGGACUUGAAGGUAGUGGAGUCUCCUGUGGACUUUGAGGCAACAGGAAAGGAGAAUGAAGAGAGCGAAAGCAUCUCUGAGGGGGAAGGCACAGAGAGAAAGUCCACUGAGAAGAGCAGUGAUGACAAACCAAAGACUGAUGGGGCUAAGAGUACUGCAAAAGCAGACAAAAGAAAGAAAGUCUGUACUGUGUGCAACAAGCGUUUCUGGUCUCUGCAAGAUCUGACGCGACAUAUGCGGUCUCAUACAGGUGAGAGACCUUACAAGUGUCAAACCUGCGAACGGACCUUCACUCUGAAGCACAGCCUGGUCCGUCACCAGCGCAUCCACCAGAAAGUGAAAAAUGCCCGAAACCACGGGAAGGAGAGCGACAAGGAGGAGACGCAGUCAAGGUGCGGAGAAGACAGUGAGAACGAGUCCAGCCACAGCGGCGCCAACCCCAUCUCUGAAAGCGAGGGCGAGUCCGCGGGGGGCGUCGGUAGCCAUUCGUCCCUCGCGGGCAGCCGGAGCGAGCCCCUGGCCGGAGCGGUCAUGGACUCUCCCUGCGGAGAGGAGAGGAGCGGCGCCUGCCUCGCCGAGCCCCCCAAGAGCGCGCAGAAACAGAUGGCAAAAGACCAGGAACCACGGGGCGGCUCCGAGCACGAGAGGCCCUCGGGUUUCAUCCAAGACUUGCUGGAGAUGCACAACGCUCCGUCUCCCAUGAAUCACAUCCUGGCCUCCGCAGACAGUGCACCUCAGCUCUUGGGGGUGGAAUGACUUGCUAGGAGGUUGGACCCAUCUCAGCAGGCAAACUGAAGCCAGCAGAGCAAGGUUUCUGGAGUCUGGUUUUGGAAGAGCAACCUUACAGCUACGGGGAGAGUAUGGCAGACUGGAAGUGGUGCCAUAUGCCUUUCAGUAUAAUAAUGCAAGAGACUACAGUCUAUACUGAUUUGAGUGCCUUACUACUUUAUUAGAUCUUUUGGUAUUAGAGAUUUUUUCAAAAAUGAUUUUAAUAUUUUAAAGAAUUAUUUGGAGAGGACCCUUUUUCAUUUAAGCAUUAAUGUUACCUUUUGUAUUGGUGUGCGUGAGCUUGUUCUUGUAUAUCUGUGAUAGUCGCUGUGUUUGUUCUCUGAGCUGGAAAUGGGGCAGUGGGGUGGGAGGCCCUUGGAUACCAUAGCCAAUAACUGGAAGAAAAAUGAUGUGAAUUUCAUAUGAAAUAGUCAGAGGAGAUUCAGAGGAGACAUUGAUUUAUUGUUUUUUUCCUCAGUAGAUAUUCAUGCAUUUGCCACAUGGUGGAGCAUUAAGCCUGUUUCAGGCCUGAACAACGUGGCAGUUGAAGGUGUUCAAAGUGGUUCAAGCCAAAAGCAGGAAACACGAAUUAAUUUCAACCUCAUGCUUGUUUCCACUUUUCAGCAUUAGAAGUGGUCUUCUAAAUCCUAGGGGUUUUUUCUGGCCAUCACGGACUGAGCGUGUAUACAGAGAAGAGUUACAUAGCAACGUAACCUAUGGAAAUUAUGCACCCGCUGUUACAUAUGUUUGAUUUGCUUCAGUAUAUUAUUAUUAUUAUUAUUUUAUUAUUAUUUUAUAAAUCCAUCAGUUCGCUUGUGUCUGCAGUCAGCAGAAGCCAAUGGGCAAUAUUUGCCCACGGAGAUGCGUAGCGCAGCUUGGAUCCCGUCUCGGAGUGUUCUUGACCCAUCGCUUUCACCAACUCCUCCUCCUCCUCCUCCUCCUGUUGUUGUUGCAGCUCUUCUACUGUACUUUACAUGAACCCCUUCCUCCGACCGGAGCGUCCCGCGGGGGCCAG
Molecule: messenger RNA, 15075 nt
Organism: Sturnus vulgaris (Common starling)
Lineage: Eukaryota; Metazoa; Chordata; Aves; Passeriformes; Sturnidae
Source: RefSeq, a predicted model, not a curated record